AGCAAAUUACUGGGGAUAGAAAAAACGUAAUUUAUUUUUUUUUUUGUUGCAAACUAACAAAAUUUGUUCGUUUAAUUAAGAACAAUUGAAGCUUGCCGCACUGCACUGUGGGUGCAAGAGGGAGAGAAUACCGUGCUGCACUAACAGAAUGUCAGUAGAACAAACAGCAUAGAAAAUUCCCACGCGUGACUCUUCCAGUGUUCAGCCUGAUUCACUUGUUCUGUAUAUAGCUAUAAUGCUAUUGUUGGCAGCAAGCGAAGUUAGCUGAGUUUGUGAAAGCACGCGACUUCCGCCAACGUCAUCAACAAAUCUCGACAUGUUCCGCAGUCGAAGUUGGUUCGGCGGGCCUUGGAACCGUCCCAAGAAUCGUCUUUCGCUAGAGCACCUCAAGUACCUGUAUAGCAUUUUAGAGAAGAACACAACCGUGUCUGAAAGCAAUCGUGGCUUGCUAGUGGAGUCGUUGCGAUGUAUAGCGGAAAUUCUGAUUUGGGGCGAUCAGCAUGAUUCGUUGGUGUUUGACUUCUUCUUGGAAAAGAAUAUGCUGUCCUACUUUCUGCACAUAAUGCGCCAAAAGAGCGGUGGUUCCAGUUUUGUAUGUGUUCAGCUGCUGCAAACACUCAACAUUCUCUUCGAGAACAUACGCAAUGAGACGUCUUUGUAUUAUUUAUUAAGCAAUAAUCAUGUCAACUCCAUUAUUGUACACAAGUUCGAUUUCUCCGACGAAGAUGUUAUGGGUUAUUACAUUCUAUUUCUGAAGACAUUAAGUUUAAAGCUGAAUACCCAUACUAUACACUUUUUCUACAAUGAGCACACGAACGAUUUCCCACUCUACACGGAGGCAAUUAAGUUCUUUAAUCACCCAGAGUCCAUGGUGCGCAUCGCAGUGCGUACUAUUUCGCUGAAUGUGUACAAAGUUCAGAAUUCGAGCAUGCUGCGUUUUAUUAGAGACAAAACUGCAGCGCCGUAUUUUAGCAAUUUGGUGUGGUUUAUUGGGAAGCACAUAUUAGAGUUAGACAACUGCGUGCGUACAGAUAUAGACCACCAAUCGAAUCAGAAGCUAUCUAAUUUGGUGGCCGAACACCUGGACCAUUUGCACUACCUGAACGAUAUUUUGUUGUUGGAUAUAACGGAUUUAAAUGCAGUCCUAACGGAACAUUUGCUGCACAAACUGUUUGUGCCCCUGUACAUAUUUUCGCUGACGCCAGCCCCUCCGACACGCUCACUAGCCGUGGUAACACAAAAUUUGGCGGCAGUCCUAAAUCGGAAUGUGGAUAUUGAUAUACAAGAGAUGCAUAAUCCUCGAGUGAGCUCCAUUGUAGCGCUGUAUUUGUUAUCAUUGGUGUUUUUGGUUGUUACGCAUGCGCCCCUUGUUCAUGCUCUUGCCUGGGUUAUACUCAAUGGAGAUCACAGUGUAUUUAAAGAAGGGGCUGCUGAAAUACUGAAUGCCUAUGUUGAGCAUCGCGAGGUUGUUGUGCCUGGAUUUGGCGAACCUAAUGAGAGUCUGGAACAAGCUUUGGAUACGGUGGUUGGACAUGUUUCAGGCUAUGCAGUAAGCGAGGAUAGUGGCGUCGAAUCGGCAGCAGCCACUGAAGUGACAACAACAAGUACUGAUACGGAAACUGAUGCGGAAUCUGAGGCUUUGCGGCUGCGCAACAUAACCGACGAGGAGAAGCAGCAGCUUCAACAAUCGACGUCGGCACAAUCGCAUCUAGAAUUGGCCAAGCCAUUUCUAGACACGGUUCUGCAUGCAUUGGACUGCACGGAGAAUGAUUAUCAAGCAUUGUUGGCGCUGUGCCUCAUCUACGCCAUGUCCCAUAAUCGUGAUGGCAUCAAGAACGAGUGGUUCGAUCAGGUGCUCUCGAAAUCAAUGCGUGGCUCAUUUAGCUAUAAAACGGCACUUAUUGAACAGUUGCUAGAAAUUAUCACGCAGUCCAGUCAGUCAUCCUGCCGUAUUCGCCUAAUUACCAUUGAAAUCGCUUUGGAGCUGCUGGUCACCUUCACUAAGCCGGCUUCAGAUGAGACGCGUAGCAUCACAUCCUUGCAGCAGGAUGUGCUUUUUAAUGCUCGAAACCAAUCAAUGGCUGUGUUACGCAAUUUCUAUAAGUCCGAGGAUAUAUUUCUCGAUCUGUUCGAAGACGAGUACCAAGAAUUGCGCAAAGCUGUAUUAAAUGUCGAGUUUCUAUGCAUGGACUCGACCAUAUUGCUACCGCCUACGGGCACACCUCUAACGGGCAUCAAUUUCACGCGCCGUUUGCCCUGUGGGGAGGUGGAAAAAGCUCGACGUGCUAUUCGCGUAUUUUUCCUUCUACGUCGAACGUGCCAAAAGUUCUUAAGCGAAAAGGAAUCCUUGCUGCCGCUAACGCAUGUUGUCAAUCUGGUGCAAGUGGAGAAUGUUCUGGACUUAAAUAACAGCGAUUUGAUUGCCUGCACCGUGGUGGCGAAGGAUAAUGCAAAGCAGCGCCGAUUUUUGGUAAUCGAUGCUCUGCAGCUAAUACUCGUGGAGCCGGAUGCCAAGUUGUUGGGUUGGGGCGUGGCCAAAUUUGUGGGCUUCCUACAAGAUGUUGAGGUGCAGGGGGACAAGGACGACUCCCGCUGCCUCCACAUAACGGUGCAUCGAGGUGGCGCGACACACAACCGGACGCCACUGCUCUCUGCCAAAUUUCUCUUCGACGAUCACAUACGCUGCAUGGCCGCCAAGCAGCGUCUGACUAAAGGACGCAGCAAGGCGCGCCAAAAGAAAAUGUAUCAGAUCGCACAGUUGAUUGAGAUGCCGGGUCAAGUGGUGGAUUCGCCGGUGUAUGCAGUGGGUGGCCUGCGUGCGGCCGCAGCUGCAGCCGGCAGCAGCAGUGGCUCGAGUUCCCGCAACACUCGGGAACAUCGACCGAUGUUUUCGACGGCGAAUCGCGUGCCUGGCUUUGCAGCUGCACUGCGUCGGGAUAAUGGCGCUAGUGCUGGCAUAAGUCGCAUACAAAUGGCACAGAAUCGAUCCAUUGAGGGCAUACGCAAUGAAAACGCCGCUCGCUCCCGUCGUCGCAACUCGAACACUAGCUCCAAUUCCUCGAACACAUCACGUGCCACCGAUCAUAUGGCUUCCGGUCGCGAGCACUCGCCCAAUGGCAGCGGCGGCAGUAAAAGCUCAGCCCAUUCUCGCGAGAAUUCGCAAGCACGUAGUGGAGGUGCGCGUUCAAGGGAGAGCAGUCCACGUAUGCCGCGACCACGUUCCGAGGAAAUACCUCUAGAGGACUUCCAGCAUUCGCGCAAUAGCAGCCCACAUGGUCGUGGCGCCGGCGGCAAUUCCAAUGCAUCCUCCCGUUCGCAUACGCCCUCCCGCAUUCUGCACUACGAUCAAUUAUCCGUGCACAAUGCAUCACCACGUGAGCCGACCCUGUUAGUGGGCACGAAUGCUCUACUAAGCCAAAUGAAUGGCGUGGCCAUUGCCAAAGAAGUACUGCCUGUUCAGAGCUCCGAGGAGACCUCUUUUAUUGGCAAUGAUACGGAUGGUGAGAGUAGGCGCAAAGGCGCUAUUGAAACGGUUUAGCAUAAGCAUUAGUCCUUUAGAAAUUUCGUUUUUUUUAACGCUCCGAUCAGUUACGUUAGAUGUUUAUUAUAAUAGGACGUACUAUAUGUAGUUAUAAUGAAGAUAUGCGCAGCACGUUAAAAAUAAAUUGUUAUUUAAUUUAAAAUA
Molecule: messenger RNA, 3685 nt
Organism: Scaptodrosophila lebanonensis
Lineage: Eukaryota; Metazoa; Arthropoda; Insecta; Diptera; Drosophilidae
Product: protein CLEC16A homolog
Exons: 12
Coding region: 317-3538 (1073 amino acids)
Biological process (GO): endosome to lysosome transport; regulation of autophagosome maturation; endosomal transport
Cellular component (GO): endolysosome membrane; late endosome
Source: RefSeq, a predicted model, not a curated record